AUGUCUAUCAUUAAAUCUAAAUUAACAACAAAAGAAAUCAAAAACAAACUCAAAUAUGAACGUGCUCAUAAAAGAAAAGAUCAAAAACAGAUCGAUGAAUGGAAUCACAGAGGAACUAUCGAGGAUUUUCUCAGUAAACACAUUAAUGUUAAAGUUGAUUUGUUAGAUAAAAUUUUUAUCGAUGAUCCAAAUCUUUACAGAAACUUUUUACAAAUUAUCAAUGAAAUUUUAUAUUUAAUUACCUGGUAUCGGUAUUUUGAGAAACGACAAAACCUGAUAAACAAAUAUACUAAAAUCAAAGAAGAAAUCUUAAACGCACAAGAUCCCAACGCAUAUGUAAUUUCUUUAUCAAAAAAAUAUGCGAAAUACCAAUUCAAACCUGAAUUGUAUCGAGACAAAAAAUAUUUCCUAAUCGCCAAAGCAAAAUUCGAAUUCUAUUGUUUAAUAGUUAAUAACGGGAAGAACCAGAUAUUUGAAGAAUCAAACUUUAAAAUAGUAAAAAACAAACAAUACAAUCAAGUUGAUCCAAAAAAAAAUUGGAUAAUUAGAAAAUAUAACAAGGUUAUGGAAUCUAAUUCCAAUUGUUUCCUUUUAGGAACAAAAACAUAUUAUGAACAUAAAAAUGAUAUUAUUAGUAUUGACGAUAAUAACAU
This is a messenger RNA of Racocetra persica, 653 nucleotides long. The record is from the annotation of a GenBank genome assembly. NCBI's taxonomy places the organism in Eukaryota, Fungi, Glomeromycota, Glomeromycetes, Diversisporales, Gigasporaceae.